This is a messenger RNA of Chara braunii, 1391 nucleotides long. Lineage: Eukaryota; Viridiplantae; Streptophyta; Charophyceae; Charales; Characeae. The record is from the annotation of a GenBank genome assembly.
GGCGAUGAUGACGUCGCCGAGUUCUUUGGGGAUGAUGAUGAUCUGGCUGAUGAAUAUGGCCACGGCGACGUGGCUGAUCUACGUGGCCAAGCUUCAUGGGGAUGAUGAUGAUGUGGCUGAUGGAUAUGUUGAUGAUGACGUGGCUGAUCUACGUGGCCGAGCUUCAUGGGGAUUAUGUUGAUGUUGCUGAUCUACGUCUCUGAUCUUCAUGGCGAUGAUGACGUGACCGAGCUUCACGGGGAUGAUGGAUAUGGCGAUGAUGACAUGGCUGAUCUACUUGGCCGUUUGAGUGGCGAUGAUGACGUGGCCGAUCUACGUGGUGACGUGGCUGAUGUACGUGGCGGUGAUGACAUGGCCGAUCUUCACGGCGAUGGUGGCGAUGUGGCUGAUUUACUACAUGGCGGUGACGAUGUGGGUGAUCGGUGUGCUGACGACGGUGUGGUGACGACGUUUCCAUCUUCGGGUGGUACAGAUGGUAAAAAGCGGAAGAUUGUUGCGAUCUUAAGUCCGAUUCUCAAUGCCGAGGAUGCUGGCGAGUGUGUCCUUCGGGACGAUAUUGCAAUUGAAGUUGGUGUCAACAUAUUAGGCAGAGACUCGAUCUGGAAUAAAAGUGAAGAACGUGAAAGCUCCGGAUCGAAGGCUUUUCUGUGCAUCAGCCGAUGUCACUUCAAGCUGGUGGCGGAAGUAGAUGGGAGUGCAACUCUGGAGUUGGAUGGAGGAGACGAUGGUGUUGUCAGUGCGGAUGGUGAAGUAUUGCCCGUCGAGGUACGGUCGCCAGACUUUGAGGGCGUGGAUCACGGUGAGAAGUUCUGUCUUGUUGGAGGGGUAAUUCAUCUCCGCGGGAAGAAGCUUCUUGCUAGCGAAUGCGAUGGGGUAUUCGCCGGGUGGAGCCUCGGGGAUCGAGAGAACUUGGCGGAGGUGCUAAAGGUGGGACUCGAAGGUGGGGUUGAAGACAAGGAUGUCAUCAAGUUAGACGACGACACAGACUUCGAGGAGGUUGCGGAAGAUGUGGUUCAUGGUAGAUUGGAAGGUAGCGGGGGCAUUGGUGAGUCCGAAUGGCAUCACGAGGAACUCGUAGUGGUCGAACCGAGAGCGGAAGGCGGUCUUGUGGGUGUCCUCCUCGCGGAAACGGAUCUGAUGGAAGCCACUGUGAAGGUUGAUCUUGAGAGUUGGUAUGGAGGGCGGCAAGGUGGAGAAUGUUCGGGUUCCAAAUCGAUGGUAUGGGAUACGCCACGAUCCGGAGGUAGUCCGGCGGGUAAGGACUCAGGAAAGGCGUCCUUGAACUCGUCGAGGAUUGAAGUGAUGGCGGGGUUGGAGGGGGGGGCUUGAUCGGGUAUUUCCGUCAGAAGUAAGUCCUAAGGACUUUCGCGAUCAAGGACAAGAUAGUAGUA